This is a messenger RNA of Larimichthys crocea (large yellow croaker), 5250 nucleotides long. RefSeq names its product calnexin (gene canx). Gene Ontology annotation, cellular component: endoplasmic reticulum; endoplasmic reticulum membrane. NCBI's taxonomy places the organism in Eukaryota, Metazoa, Chordata, Actinopteri, Sciaenidae. Gene Ontology annotation, biological process: protein folding; ERAD pathway. Gene Ontology annotation, molecular function: calcium ion binding. Bases 158 to 2083 code for a protein of 641 amino acids. The record is from RefSeq and is a predicted model, not a curated record. The transcript has 16 exons.
GCGGGACUGUGCGGGGUGCGGGGACAUGUCGCUUUAGUUAACAUGUCGGCGCUUUGAUGAGUCACGUAGUGUCCGUUUUUCGGUUAACGGCGAAGCUCCGUGAGUGCGGCAUGCUGUUAGCUUCAGGAGGCUAACGGAGGCUAAUUAACUACAGACUAUGGAUCAGAGGGUCGGGUUCUUCGUUCUUCUGGCAGCGGGCCUCCUCUGCCUCAGCUUAGCUCCGGUCAGUCGGGCCGAUGAUCUGGGUGACGAAAUGGACGUGGAGGACGAGCUGGAUCUGGGUCUGGGCGGCGCUGAGGAGGAGGAGCUAGAGGAUCUGGAGGGGGAUGUGCAGGACGAAGCUCCGCCCACUCCUAAAACCCCUCCCACACCGAAGGUGACCUACAAAGCUCCAGAACCGAUGGGGGAACAUUACAUCGCCGAGUCUUUUGACCGGGGGACACUUGACGGCUGGAUUGCGUCGAGCGCCAAGAAGGAAGACACAGACGAAGAGAUCGCCAAGUACGACGGUAAAUGGGCGGUGGAGGAGAUGAAGGACAGUAAACUUCCUGGAGACAAAGGUCUGGUCCUGAAGUCUCGUGCCAAACAUCACGCCAUCUCCGCCCAGCUGCUGCGACCUUUCACCUUCGACACCAAGCCGCUCAUCGUCCAGUACGAGGUGAACUUCCAGGCGGGUAUCGACUGCGGCGGUGCCUACGUCAAGCUGCUGACUCAGACUCCGGAUCUCGACCUGGACCAGUUUGUAGAUAAAACUCCGUACACCAUCAUGUUUGGACCCGACAAGUGUGGAGAGGAUUACAAGCUGCACUUCAUCUUCAGACACAAGAACCCGAAAACUGGAGAGUACGAAGAGAAACACGCCAAGAAGCCCGACGCCGACCUGAGGACGUACUACACCGACAAGAAGACACACCUGUACACACUCGUGGUGAACCCGGACAACACCUUCGAGGUUCUGGUGGAUCAGACUGUGGUGAACAGCGGCAGCCUGCUGACGGACAUGACUCCUCCCGUGAACCCAGCCGCUGAGAUCGAAGACCCCGACGACCAGAAGCCCGAGGACUGGGAUGAGAGGCCCAAGAUCCAGGACCCAGCCGCCGCCAAGCCCGAAGACUGGGACGAGGACGCUCCUGCUCAGGUUCCUGAUGAAGACGCAGUCAAACCUGACGGCUGGCUGGACGACGAGCCCGAGUACAUCGGAGACCCCGACGCCGUCAAACCUGAAGACUGGGACGAGGACAUGGACGGUGAAUGGGAGGCUCCUCAGGUCGCUAACCCCGCCUGUGAGACUGCCCCGGGCUGCGGCGCCUGGAAACGACCAAUGAUCGACAACCCCAGCUACAAGGGCAAGUGGAAGCCCCCCAUGAUCGACAACCCCAACUACCAGGGCAUCUGGAAGCCGAGGAAGAUCCCCAACCCGGCGUUCUUCGAGGACCUGCAGCCGUUCAGGAUGAGCCCGUUCAGCGCCGUGGGCCUCGAGCUCUGGUCCAUGACCUCCGACAUCUUCUUUGACAACUUCUUCAUCACCGACGACCGCAACACCGCCGAGCGCUGGGCCAACGACGGCUGGGGCCUGAAGAAGGCUGCAGAGGGCGCCGCUGAGCCCGGUCUGGCCACUCAGAUGUUGAAUGCUGCAGAGGAGCGUCCGUGGCUCUGGGUCGUCUACGUCCUCACCGUGGCUUUACCGCUCGUCCUCAUCAUCGUCUUCUGCUGCACCGGCAAGAGGUCGUCAGGCUCAGCUCAGGGUCAGUUGAGUCUCACCACCUUACAGGAAGAGUUUAACGAAGCCAGACGUCGCCCUGACCCCGCCUCCUCAGGCCCGAAGAAGAGCCCGGCGACGGCGGCGGCUGAAUACAAGAAGACAGAUGAAGCUCAGCCUGAUGUGAAGGAAGAGGAAGAGGAGGAGGAAGAAGAAGGAGAAGGAGAAGAAGAGGAGAAGGCUGAGAAGAGUCCAGCUGCAGAAGAAAAGAGUGAGGAAGAGGAAGGACAGAAGGAGGAAGACAAGGAGGCGUCAGGUGACGAGAAAUUGGAGGAAGAUGUUCUGCGGAGAUCCCCGAGGAACAGGAAGGUCAGAAAAGACUGAUUUCUCUGAAUCCACAGCCCUGACCUCAACACCUCCAUCAACCCUCCAUCCCUGAAACACCCACCCGUCCUCCUCCACCUCCUCCUCCUCCUCCUCCUCCUCUGCUCUGAGGCGAUGAAGCCUAAAUGGACCCCGUUUGAAGCAGUGAAGCCGACAGGAAACUAAUCCAGACCUCCAACAUGGACGCUGACGAUGACGAUGAUGAUGAUUCCAGUACGAACAGGACUGACUUUUUUUGUUUAUGAGAGAUUAAAACUUCCUGCAUCAUUCCUGAACACCACCUGAGCAGACUCCACCCCGCGGGAUCAACGCAUCCCGUCCCGUCCUGUCUGACGCUCCGCCCACUGCUCACCGCCCAGCGACACCCUGAGCUAGCCAAGUGCCCCGCCUACCUACAACAGCCGCUAAUUAGCCCCCUGACAGACGAUAUUUCUCAGCAGCCACGAGUUAGCCCGCAGUCUGAGGUCGUCUACCAGGACCCUGUUGGGCUGCUAACGGACUGCUAAUUGGCUAAUAAUGAAGCUUGUUUGUGGUAUAAUAGUCAGGGAAUUAACCUACAGUAAGCCUAGCAACACACUGUUAACGAGGCUAAUUUUCUGAAGUAACCAUCUUCCUGCUUGGGCUACAAACAGUCUGCUAAUUAGCCCAUGAUCAGGGUGCUAACUUGGCUAAUGUCAGACCUCACCAAUCAAGUUUUGCCAAUUAGCCCAGCAACAGGAUGCUAAUUAGCCCACAACGUUAUCUAGCUUGGAAGCAACACGCACAUGCUAACGGUUGAUUUAUUCUGUGAGUCAGUGGUCAGGGAUUAACCUAGCAGAAGUGUUGCUAAUUAGUCUUCUAGCCUGUUAAUUAGCUCAUGAGCAUCUUGAUGGUAAUUUGUCUACUUGUACUACAUUUUAAAGUAGCGUCUUACCGUCUUUAUCUACUAUCAACUGUUAAUUAGCAUAACAGCCGGGCGCUAACAAGCCCAUAAUGUAUUUACUUACCAACAACUAGCUAAUUAGCUUGUUAAAAGCUAAUUUACCUACUAAUAGUUGGCUCAUUAGCCUUCCUAGAUUUUACAAAUUAGCUGGUUAGCAUCCUAAAGUAACCCACAACGUAGUGAUUAGCCGCAGCAGGCUACAUGCUAAUAUUUUUUAAAAAAUGAUAACGGGGAACACUCCAGCUGACGCAACUUCCUUUUUUUCAUGUCUCAUUUCCUGUCAUUGAAAUGUUUGUUCUGAAGCAGUUAGCUCAACAUUAGCUCCAUGUUAGCUCAACAUUAGCUCCAUGUUAGCUCAACAUUAGCUCCAUGUUAGCUCAGCGUUAGCUCCAUGUUAGCUCAACAUUAGCUCAGCGUUAGCUCCAUGUUAGCUCAACAUUAGCUCCAUGUUAGCUCAACAUUAGCUCAGCGUUAGCUCCAUGUUAGCUCAGCGUUGGCUCCAAGUUAGCUCAGCGUUAGCUCCAUGUUAGCUCAGCGUUAGCUCCAUGUUAGCUCAGCGUUAGCUCCAUGUUAGCGCCACGUUAGCUCAGCGUUAGCUCCACGCUAGCUCAGCGUUAGCUCCAUGUUAGCUCAGCAUUAGCUCGUGUUUUCUCUUCAGCGUGUUUUUGUCCUGAUGGCGGCGCUGGAGGUCAGAGGUCACUUAGGUUAGUAGGUCGUGUUUGUUGAUGUGGAUCUGGUCGGACCGGUCCCAGUUUCGUGCACUGAGUCACACGACGAUGACGAUGAUAGUUACUGACAGCAGCUCCCCUCUCCUUCUUCCUCGGUGGUUUCAGUCCAAACAGACGUGGCGGCAGCUCGCAGUCCUUCCUGUCCGGGAUUUUGUUACCUGAGUUUCGCCUCUCAGGCAGACUCAGGUGGGCCGUUAAGCCGCCCUUGUUGUGUCGGCAGGUGGACAGAAACCCGUCCCUCGUUCAUCGACCCCAUACGAAAAGAAAAAAGGCACUAUGGGAAAAACUCAGGCGCUUAACUCUCCUCACCUGUCCACCUGCCGCAUCGCCACACCUCCACAUCUCCUACAACCAAUCAGACGCUCCCUCCUGUCGGAGUUUAGCCCCAUGUUUUAAAAGAGACGGCACUUCUUUAAAAUCCAGGGGAUCCAAACUCAAAGUCACUUACUGCUUUUCUGACGGCCGCGAUGAGGCUGAGAGCUGCUGCUGAAAGCUCCGGAAAGGUUCAGUCAGUGACUUUGAGCCGAGAUUCAACGUCAACCUUGAUCUGUCUUAGCUGUCUGUUAGCAUGGUGUGAUGUCACCUGUUAGCAUGGUGUGAUGUCACCUGUUAGCAUCGUGUGAUGUCACCUGUUAGCAUGGUGUGAUGUCACCUGUUAGCAUGGUGUGAUGUCACCUGUUAGCAUGGUGUGAUGUCACCUAAUCGAGAACAGCCAAUCAUGUUGAAGCUAACGUGACCUUGCCAAUGCUCUGUCGUACGGGAAGCCAAAGCGGACAGAAAUAAAGUCUGCUGUCAGUUCGUCCAACACUCUGACCCCUCUGUUUCCUCUAGCGCCACCAUCAGGACAGAGUCUGUCUGACUCUGACUCGCUCCGUCGGCCCCAUCAGUCCGGUCAUGUGACCGUCGCCUGUUUCAAACUCUUUUUUUUUUUUUUUUUUUGACGGUUAAACUUGUGUCAAAGCUCGGGAUUGGCUCUCUGCUAACGAGCUCUAUCGUGAUUGGCUGAUGGGUUUAAAUAGUGGGCGGGGAAAACAGCGUCGAGGCGACCCGGAGGUCCCCGUUUGUUUCCACGUCAGGUGACCUUUAACCUUUUGAUUUGUCUCCUCGUAGCGCGUGCUCGUCGCUCUGCUGCUUUGUCUCUCACGUGUCCGUCGCUCCGAAGCUCACGCGUGGCUCCAGGACCACGUGUCCGCCGGCAGCAGAGCGGCUCUUCAUCGUCUCCUCCUCCUCCUCCUCCUCUGUUCUCCGGGGGUGAAGCUGAAGCUGGCGCUGACAGACUGUAGACUGAACACUGUAUCUGCUGGUGUAAUCUGUACUUUUUAUUUGUUGACAUUGUGUUUGAACUAAACGUAACUGUUGGCCCGGCCCGGUUCUGCUGCCGACGCACCACGACGACAACAAGGUCCGCUUUGAAUAGAAAUACUGUGAUGGAGCCCGGUGUGUAUGUGUGUGUGUGUGUCUGUGUGUGUGUACGAGCAGACGUUUGUUUAUGAAUAAAAAGGCCAAAUGGAAACUGA